CGCAACGGCCAUGUCGUAUAAAAAUGCCUGAAUAAUAUUCACUUUAACGUUUUAAUAAUAGAGACUUUGUUCAGAUAUUUAUGAACACCUUGACCGGUCCGAUAUAUCUGAUAGCGACCUAUUUUUAAAUUGCUCUACAUUGUGCAUAUUUCAGCUGACCGAUAUUUUUCUUUUGGUAAUUUUUCAAUAAACAAGCAAGCAUUAAAUAAAAACGCCUUAAUACUGAUACUUAGGUGGGUAGUAUCAAAAUUACGAAGACAGUUAAGUUAUUCUUAAAAUACCUCUUAUUUCAAAACAUUUACUUUCAACCGAUUUUACAGUAAUGAAAUAACUUUCUCUUUAUUAAUCUUUAUUUUUCAUUUACUUACCAUCUUGUUUGUAAAAUAUUCUGUUUGUAAAAGUAAGUGAACUUUAACAUUCACAAAUGGACAGAAAUGCAUUUGGUAAAAAAACUAGCGGAUUGCAGCGGCCUCGCAUUGAUCGCUUUGUGGCGCCGCGCGAGUCCUUCGAUGAGCUGCGGCGGCGGCAGCACGUGUCCGCCAGUAAGCAGUGCUCUAACAGCUUCUGGCAUGGCAAUUACAUGAAACAGUAUGCGAGCCACAUCGACAAAGCCUUUGGGCUAGAUGCAGCCGCACCUUCGCAACCUGAGCAAACCUGGCCCUGCGUGCCGCGCACGCGCACUUUUCUAUCUUCAGCGGAUAAUAUCCUGGAUCUGCCAACUUACAGUACCGCAGCUUUUCCAGAACUCAUCGACUGGAGCAACGACAACGUCCUAGUGGCAGCACUUGGCAAUAAAUACUACAAGUGGAGCUGGUGUUCACAAAGCUCUAUGGGCAAAGGCCUCACCCUUUUUAACACUGCUUGCUGUAGGUUUGAUCCUACGGGGGAAAGACUAGCACUAGGAACCGACAUGCAGCGCAUAGAGGUGCACAAUGCGUGGAGCAAAUGGAUGACCGUGAGUUGGUGCCGCUGCUCCACCAAGACGUCGCAGCAAUUCUGUCUGAUCACCGCCGUGGACUGGAGCCCCACGGGGAACUCCAUCGUCACCGGUUGCUCCCGAGGAAUGAUCACCGCUUUCGACCGCGAUACCAGACACAUCAGCAAUCGGCAAGCCACCAACAUCGCCAUCUUUCUUGUGCGGGUGUCUCCAGACGCGCGCUACGUGGCCGCGGUCGCUGUCAACAGUUCGCAGGUGCUGCUGAUGCUGUGGCCGUCUUUGGUAGAAUACAUGGUUAUCAGUUCUGACUGGAUGGUAAAGAGUAUAGCCUGGCACCCAUGGCGUAGUGCUCUCCUCGGCAUCGGCGGAGUCACGGAGACCAAAUCCUGGAUAGCGCUCUGGGAUGCCCCGCGGGCCACCCUACGCACGACCACUACUGUCAGCAAUAACGAUUAUAGCAUGGACACCAUGUUGUUCAGCCAUCGGACUGGGGAACUAGUUCUCAGUGUUUGGAACUCAGAGCAAAUGGGGUACCCAAAAGCGAGCUCUCGGCUUGUAGUGAUGAGCGGACCAGACUCGGUGGUGGACGAGUGGGGGGAGGGCAGAUACGGCGUCGACCGCGUUCGGGCCAUGGUCUUCAGUCCUGAUGGCACUAAGCUUGCAACAGCCACAGCAGACGAAGAUUUAAUAAUCUGGAAUUUCCUGCCUCCAGACAACAAGACCAACAAAAAGACGAAACGGAGAAGAUUCUCCGCCAUCCCCACUUACAUCGACCAGAGCUCAUACGGCUUCUCCGUUCGAUAACUUUAAUUUUUUUUUGUGUAAUAUUACAGUACAAUUCCAACUUUACUAGCAGUGGUUCGCUUAAGUAGUGUUUAUUCCAAAGUCAUCCUCCGAUUCACUAUAUAUUCAAACGUGGAUAGGCAUGUUAUAAAACGUUGAAAAAAUAAGGCCAUUAUAUAGAUCGUCCUUUUAUAAACUUUUCCGGUAUUUAAUUUGGCCGCAAAAGGCAUCAAUUUUACCUUAUAGACACAUUAGUCACAGCUAAUCUAGGUAACUCUUAAUCCUCACGAACUUCUCUUUUUAGCAAUAUUUAGAAAUUUUUAUCUAAUUAAAAAUUGUUAAGUUUGUAAUAAUGCAAUAUUAUUCUCACCUGCUGAAUGUCACUAGAGCAUUGAAAUCAACAUAAUAGGAACGUGCAACAUACUUGUAACUAUAUUUGAAUAGCGGGGUUUAAACUGGUUCAAUCAUUUGUAUGAUACCUAUAAUUUUUUGUCUGUAUCUAUAUUAUAAUAUUAAUUCUACGCAUGUCUCACUAUAAUAUUCUUUGAUAGAAUUAUUGAAAAUGUAAAUUAUGUUAGUAAAUAUGAUUUUAUCUUUAUUGAUGUUAAUGAAAUACACUUUUUAAACUAAUGACA
Cydia pomonella (codling moth) is the source of this 2355-nucleotide messenger RNA. RefSeq names its product protein cortex-like. NCBI's taxonomy places the organism in Eukaryota, Metazoa, Arthropoda, Insecta, Lepidoptera, Tortricidae. The record is from RefSeq and is a predicted model, not a curated record. The transcript has 10 exons. The coding region runs from base 425 to 1741 and encodes 438 amino acids. Gene Ontology annotation, biological process: anaphase-promoting complex-dependent catabolic process; positive regulation of anaphase-promoting complex-dependent catabolic process; positive regulation of ubiquitin protein ligase activity. Gene Ontology annotation, molecular function: ubiquitin ligase activator activity; protein binding; anaphase-promoting complex binding. Gene Ontology annotation, cellular component: anaphase-promoting complex.